ACUGUUGAAUGUUCGGGAAAAAUCGGGCGCUUUCUAACAUGACGGAUAAAGUAUGAUAUGCACAGUAAACAUAAGCACAAUGUUUUCAUUUCAUUAGUAUCGCAUGGAUUGCAAAGCGUUUUGUAUCUUGUUCAAAUCAGUGGUGUAUUUAUUUGAAAUAAAGAAGGUACCUGUAGUGAACAUUAAUAACAGCGUGUAUUACUACCGUAUAACAAACGAAGCAAAAAAGGUUUGAGCACUGCUUUAUAGAAAAUGGCAAGUGGAGGAAACAAUCCCGAACGACCCCGGCAGCCCCGGAAUUUGCAGGGUCUUCUUAAAUUCGCCAUGGAAGCAACCGAAGCGGAAGAUGCCCCUCAUCCACCUCAGUUAGAACCUAUGGAUGAAGAACGUCGCCGAUUUCUAGAAGAGGCUCUAAAAUCCCUCACUGUAGAUGUGGUACAAGAAAUUGAAAAAGCUAUGCGAACGUUACUGGACACAGCCAGUGCCGAAGAAGACAAAGCAGAAGCAAUAGAAACAAUCAUUGACUUUGUACAGGACAUCGAUGCUGCCAAUGACUUCUUCAAAGUUGGCGGAUCAUCGAUCAUUCAACCCGGUCUAGAUUCACAAAAUGUGGAAGUCUGCACUGGAACUUUGCGUCUGGUAGCGGAACUUGCUCAAAACAAUCCAUUUUGUCAACAACGCCUACUUGAGGCCAACGUCCUUCCUCGCUUAAUAGAACUGCUCUCCGGCGAAGCAUCGGUGGCUAGUCAAGCAAUGCAUGCCGUAUCUUGCAUGGUUCGUCAUUACGAACCCUGUUUGGCCGCUUUCAUCGCUAUUGGCGGGCUUGAGUGUAUACUUGGAUGCAUUCAAACAGACAACGAGAAGCUACGAAUCAAAUCGUCCUUUCUUAUGUCCAACCUGUGCACUGAGUUUGCUGCUGUGAGGGAUGAGUUUAUUAAACUGAAUGCGGUGGAGCGUGUGGCAGCUUCAAUUCGGCCUUCCAAAGAUUACGAACCAAAAUUGGAAACUGCACUGUCCACGCUUUGCGUUCUGACGGAGAACGAAGAAGCAGUUCGGCGAUGUCAGAAUGCGAGUCUGAAGUUGAAAUCUAAGCUGGAGUCGGUACAGAAACUCAACAAUGGGAAAGAGGAAUGCCAAGAGCAAAUUGAGUAUUCUAAUAUACUUUUGAAGCGAUGUUUUGCUGACGAUAAUGGCGGAACGGAUCGUUGACUUGUUAUCUGAGAUUAAAUUGGUUUUGAUUUAUUUGUGACAA
This is a messenger RNA of Topomyia yanbarensis, 1252 nucleotides long. Its product is annotated as hsp70-binding protein 1. The coding region runs from base 253 to 1209 and encodes 318 amino acids. The transcript has 4 exons. The record is from RefSeq and is a predicted model, not a curated record. NCBI's taxonomy places the organism in Eukaryota, Metazoa, Arthropoda, Insecta, Diptera, Culicidae.